Lachancea sp. 'fantastica' is the source of this 633-nucleotide messenger RNA. Lineage: Eukaryota; Fungi; Ascomycota; Saccharomycetes; Saccharomycetales; Saccharomycetaceae. The record is from the annotation of a GenBank genome assembly.
AUGAGCAAGGUGGCAUUUGACACUUCAAUUACUUGGCCAAAGGAUGAUCAAAUAGCUAAGCGCCCCAGCAAAUAUCGAUCUUUGUUAUUCAUUCAGAAUUUGUUUUACAAUGCUGGUAUUGCAACUAGUAUAUGCUAUAUUUUUAUAGCCAUGGUCCUCCAACCUCUGUUGCAAAGACAAACGGCUCAAAGAUCUGAACUGAGCGCCACUUGUUUACUCAAAAUCAGGAAAACGGUAACUUUUUUGGAAUCGAGAAUGUUGAAGAGCUCUGCAAGCGCACAAGGCUACAAUGAAAGGACACAAAUAAAUAGUUCGGCAACAGUUGUCGAUCGUUGUACGCAAACAGAGGAGUGUCAGGAAUACGUAUCAGGAAAUCAGAAGCCCUCUGGUUGGACCAAAAUUAUAGCUCGCUUAAACUAUGCUCGUGAUUUGCUAAAUAUUUCUGCGGAAGACCAGCCGGAGGGCUCUUCUCAAAACAGAUAUCUUCCACUUCGUUUUCAGAUACAGUCCUUCAAUUCAUCUCUUGCAGGAAUUGACGGUCGUGAAAAGGACGACAGUGAAGCCAUGACUAAGGGCAGCAUAAGGGCGAUUCGUGACAUGAAAGGAUGGAUUAUAAAUGGUAGAGCUGUCUGA